AUGGUAAUAGAUAAUAAUACUUUAAAAAUUUUACUAUAACUAGAAGCUAGAUUUCACGAGAAACUUUAUAAUUUAGAUCAUGUAAAUCAAAUGUUAGAAAUUUACUCAGAUUUUGUGUAAAUAUUUGAUACAUAGAGGUGUGCAUUAAGAGAGUAUUUCCUAGAAAAAAUAUAAUUUUUGAUUAGCAGACCUGAAACAAUUUUGUUAUUAAAGAAACAAAAUGCUCUAGCUUCACCUGAAUAAAGUUAAAAAGUUUAGGGUAGAAUGAGAUUUAGUGUUUAUAAAAGAACCUAAGUUAAUGAAAUGAAGAUUUAAUAAGAAUUAUAGAACAAUGAACAAAAUUAAACAUAAAAUAUGAAUGAAUUACUUUAGGAGUAUGAUAAAGUAUAAUAGAAUAUAGAGAAAUAAAUUAUUGAGUCUUUGAAUAAUCAGGAUGAACUCUUAGAAAAAAGAAAGAUGAAUAGAAAAUUGAGAACUUAAGUAAUGAUAAAAUCAACUUCUACAGAUAAUAUUUAUUAAAAAUAGAUAUAAAAUGAAAACGAUAAUAUUGAAAAGAUAAUAUUAGCUAAUGAAGGAUCUUCAAACAAUUAUAAAACAGAUGUUAUAUUAAAUGAAGAAGAUUAGGAAAAAUGAUUAUAGAAUAUAUGCA
Paramecium sonneborni is the source of this 649-nucleotide messenger RNA. Lineage: Eukaryota; Ciliophora; Oligohymenophorea; Peniculida; Parameciidae. The record is from the annotation of a GenBank genome assembly.